AUGGGAUUGUCAAAUAGUUGUCUACCAAUAAAACGUAAUAAUGCAGUAUCAAAAUCAAAGUCAGAACAACAUCAUGAAAUAGUUUCAAAUAAUGCAAUUAAAAUAAAUGAAGCAUCAGAAGAUGUAUUAUUAUUAUUACCUGGUAUUACUAGACAAUUAGCACAUAAUAUAAUUCAAUAUCGACACGUAAAUGAUGGUUUUAAACAAUUAAAUGAAGUUUUAGAAGUUGAUGGUAUAACUUCGAAGGUAUUUAAACUUAUACAUAAUGAUAUAACUAUUGAUACAUUAACUCCAUCUUCGUCAAAUAAGAAAAAAGAAACGAUAAAUCUUAAUUCAGCAUCAUAUAAUGAAUUACGUACAGUACCUGGUUUAACAGGAAAUCUUGUUAAACGUAUAAUUAAACGUCGUGAUCGAAAAGGAUCAUUUCGUUUUAUUGAAGAUUUACUUAAAAUUAAAGGUAUUAAUUAUGUUAUUUUAGCAGCUGCUCGUCCUUAUCUUACUAUUGAUCGUCAGCAAAUGACAACUUCUAUGAGUGAUUCAUCAGUAAAUAAUCUUUAUCCAACAUUAACACGAAAUAAUCAUAAGACUGAUACAUUUUCAGUUGCUUCACUUCUAUUAGAAACAUUACCAACUGAAUUACAAACAAUACUUAUUUCAUCACCUCCUCGACAUCCAUCUUCUUUUCAUGAUAAUAAUAAUAACAAUAUGAAUCCAAAUAUUUUUCGUUUUGCUUCAUGGAAUUUACAACAAUUAACCAAUGAUAAAGUACAAAAUCCUGGCGUUCGAGAAGUUAUUUGUCGAGUUAUACUUGCAAAUAAUUUUUCGUUAAUUGGUAUUCAAGAAAUUGGCAAUAAAGAAGCUCUUGAUUUAAUUAUCAAAGAAUUAAAUAGUCCAACUAUUCCAUUACUUAAAGAUUGGCCAAAUCGUAAUCGUGGAAAUUGGAAAUAUACUAUGAGCGAUGUAGCAGGACAAAUGUUUCAAGGAUCAGAAUAUCUUGGAUUUCUAUAUAAUGAAUCAGUUGGUAUUGAAUUAAAACAAGCUUCAUUAUUAUCAUCAAAAACAUAUUUUACUUGUUCACCAUAUAUAACUAUAUUUCGUAUCUAUAAUAAAUAUGAAUUAGUUUUUGUUAAUAUUCAUUUGGAAAGAAGAAGAUUAGAUGACAAUGAAAUUAAAGCAUUAUCAGUUUUAAUUCAAGCUAUGAAAAAUACGAUUAAACAAAAACAUAUCAUUAUUUUUGGUGAUUUUAAUAAUGUACCAACAGCUCCAGAAUUUCAAGCUUUGGUAGCAUGUAAUUAUUCGUAUACUAUACAAGAAAAUAAAGAUGUUAGUCCAAAAACAACACAAGGAUCAACAUGUGUACAUAAUAUUUGGUUGUCGGAAGAAGCAAAAGCAUUGAGUACAGGAAAUUCAGGAGUUAUACGUGAUAAUCUUACGAGUUUGUGGAUUCCUUCUGGUUGGACAUGGGGUGGUUUAGUAAGUGAUCAUUGUCCAAUUUGGACUGAAUUUGACUUAUCUUAA
Messenger RNA from Adineta steineri, 1518 nucleotides. Lineage: Eukaryota; Metazoa; Rotifera; Eurotatoria; Adinetida; Adinetidae. The record is from the annotation of a GenBank genome assembly.